CUGUGGAUACUGCUUUCGACAAGUAUUUUCAUUUUGACGUUACAUUUCUGUUUAAUUUUUACAAUUAUUUACAUUUAUUUUUAUAAAAUACAUCAAUGUACCAUUUUUAAUCAUACACUUUUUAAGAUUUAGUCUUAAAAAGUUCGAUAAGAGUUUAAAGUGUGCAAGUUACAUCCUCAUAAUACUAAACAAAGUUCGGAGAUUUUAAUGAACUGCUUACGUGUGUAUAAGUAUAUGUGUAAAUGCAAAUAACAAUGCAAUAAAACUUCAUAAUAGCAUACAACGGUUCAUACAACAUAGUUAUGAAUAAGAAACCAGGGAGAACCGGGCCAAGGAUCCGUAUCACGCGCCCAGCGCUACGAAGGAAACCAGAGGAAUCGUUGCAGCAAAACCUGGAUAAUCCGAACUACAUCUACACCUGUCCAUAUUGUUGCGUUAAAUUCACACAAAACAGCCACUUCUUCCGCCACAUGACGUCCAAUCACCAGCUGCAGCAGAGGCAAGCGGUCUUCGAAUGCAACGAUUGCCAUGUUAUAUUCAUAAAGAAGAGCAGUCUGGAUAUACACUGUCAGACCCACCAUCAGGUUAAAAGUAAGUCGAGAUGCGAGUCUUGCGCGAUUACGUUCAGAUCGCGUUAUUGCUUACGUCGCCAUUUGAAAUUGAAACAAAUACUGGCUGAAAACUCGUGCGUGAAGUGCCAGAAAAAAUUCACGAGCAAGGAAAGACUUAGCAAACAUUAUAACAACAAACACACAUAUAAACAUGUCACGUUCGAGUGUGACUUCUGUCCGUUGAAGUUUAAGGCGAAGCAAUCAUUGAUGAGCCAUUUAAAUAGAAUCCAUAAUAAGUUAUGAUUUUAACAAGUACUCAGUUAACUUGUUUUAAAGUCUAUAAAGAUGUCCGACAACUAAAAAUGUUUCCAUAUCUUUUGGCAUAUUUAUUAUUCUACUACUGAAAGAAGCACCUCCCCUUUCUAACACUCAUAAAUUUAAUUUCAAGUACUUUCUACUUUUUAUUUAUUUCUCAUAGGAAUACUUUCUCUAAAUUCUUCUAAGAUAUUUUUCUAUGUAAGUGUCUGGUGUGCUUUAUUUUAAAUUAAUGAAUUUUAAUUAUAUUAAAAGUAUAUAAUUAUGUUCAGAUUCAUAAAUAUUAUAUAACAGUUUAUAAAUGACCAAGGAUAAAAUAUCUUCAGUAUUUCAUGGGUUACUUCUGAAUGUAUAGAUUAUGCAGUCAAUUAAUAGGUUAAUGACAUGAACAAAUCAUGAAACUGACCCUUAUGUAAAUUAACAAUUAUAUAAUAUUUAUGAAUAAAAAAUGUAUUUAAAAGUUGGAGAUUAUUAGUUCUAAGUGGUAAAUGUAGACAUAGCUAGAAAACAGAGGUUGUCAUUGUAUUUAGUAUAUAAAAGUGGCGUCCCAUGUCCCCUAAUGGGGUACGAGGCAGAUGAUAUACAUCUGUUUUAUUGAUCGAUUUUCUUUAUGGACAAGUAGGUGAUCAGCCUUCUCUGUCCUGCCAGACCGAGGCAUUUUUUGUGCGUCUCCAACGGUAUCAAACCCAGGAUCCCUCGGUUCUAUACUCAUGUGUUAACCACUAUACCAAGGAGGCGGUCAAUUUAGUAUAUACCUAAAUAUUUAUUACAGAUAGUAUCAUUAAGAAUACUAUUAAAUAAGGUUUAACAUAAAGAAGGAAAUUGAGUUUUAAUAAAAUUUGUUCAUUAAUGCAUAAUAACUGUUACUAUUGGAAGGAUAGCGAUCAACUGAGUUUGGUCCUUCCGGUCCAUUUCAUUCAUGAAACAUUCUCCCUAACUACAUACAUUAUGUUUUAUAUACAUAUUAGAUUUUAGAUUUUAAA
Molecule: messenger RNA, 1849 nt
Organism: Zerene cesonia (dogface butterfly)
Lineage: Eukaryota; Metazoa; Arthropoda; Insecta; Lepidoptera; Pieridae
Product: myoneurin-like
Exons: 1
Coding region: 303-854 (183 amino acids)
Biological process (GO): regulation of transcription by RNA polymerase II
Molecular function (GO): RNA polymerase II cis-regulatory region sequence-specific DNA binding; DNA-binding transcription factor activity
Source: RefSeq, a predicted model, not a curated record